AUGGCUCCACACUUUUGUACCAUAUGUGAGACAAAUAAUGAACAAGAGCAGCCAAGUAAAGGUUUGACUGAAACUGAGAUACUUGCCCAGGCUUUCCUCUUCAUCUUUGGUAGCUAUGAUACCACCAGUGUCACUCUCAGUUACAUCCUUUACAACCUGGCCAUCAACCCCGAUGCCAUGCAGACCUUGCAGGAAGAAAUUGAUACCAACUUACCAAAAGAUGCUCCAAUUUCAUACGAGGAUCUGACCAAUCUAGAGUACCUGGACCAUGUUAUUAAUGAGUCAAUGCGCCUGCUUCCUACUGCACCACGGCUUGAGAGGAUUCGUAAAAAACCUGUCCAGGUUCAUGGCCUCAACAUCCCUGAAGGAACCCUUGUUGGGAUUCCUCUGAACAUUGUACACAUGGACCCACGAUUUUGGAGUUCACCUGAGAAGUUCAGACCAGAGAGGUUCAGUAAAGACAGCGGUGAGGAAGUGAACCCAUAUGCAUUCAUGCCGUUUGGGCUCGGUCCUCGUAAUUGCGUCGGGAUGCGUUACGCCAUCCUCACUCUGAAGUUGGUUCUUGUCCGUCUCCUGCAGAGUUACUCUUUGGAAACAUGCAAAGACACCAUGAUUCCUUUGGAGUUUGACUGGAAGUUUCAGCCAUCAAAGCCAAUAAAGCUCAGUUUUGUCCCCAGACAACAGUAGUUCAAGACAGAGCAUCUCCAAACAUACCAAUAUUUGAAUUGGUUCUACUCUUACUUAACAGAUUGGAAAUGUUUUAUGUCUAUUGAUGAGCAUGCUUCCCCUCACUGUGGAGUCCCCCAAGGGUCAAUAUUGGGACCAAUUUUAUUCUCCCUCUACAUGCUCCCUCUUGCUACAUUAUACAAAUACACAACAUUCAGUUUCACUGCUACGCUGAUGACACACAGCUGUAUUUCCCAAUUGAUCAAAGGUCUCCAAACCUCACAGACCUCAGAAAUUGUUUUACAGGCAUAAAAAAAUGGAAAAAAGCUGACAAAACUGAAAUUUCAAUAAUUGGCACUGAUAAGUUGCACCCAGAUGUCCUCUCCUCCCUUGGUCCUCUAUCUGUUAAUGUGAAGAAAACCUGGGUUUGACCUUUGAUAGCAAUCUAUCAAACAUACAAAACAAGUUGUCCCGUCAUGCUAUUACCACCUCAGGAAUAUUGCUAAGAUAAGAUCAAUGCUAUCUUUUAACCAAACACAAACAAUCAUUUAUCUCUUCACGAUUAGAUUAUUGUAACAGUCUUUUAACAGGUAUAAACCAAAAAUUAAUCAGUUGUCUCCAAACGUGCAAAAUUCAGCUGCGAGACUUUUAAUAAAAACGAAGAAGAGAGAUUAUAUUACUCCUGUUUUAAUGACCUUACACUGGCUGCCCAUUUCUUUUAGGAUUGAUUUUAAUGUUUUAUUUCUUACUUUUAAAGCACAUCACGGUCUGGCCCGGGAAUAUAUUUUUUGAUCUGCUGUCCCCUUACCAGCCAGUGCGCAGCCUAAGAUCCUCAGGCAGGAACCUCCUAACUAUUCACACUUCAAACUUAAAAACCAAAGGAGACAGAGCAUUUGUAGCUCGGGCUCAUUGGCUGUGGAAAGACCUGCCUGAGGAUUUCAGACGUGCUACAUCAGUAUCUUCUUUUAAAACACUUAAAAAAAAACAUUUUUAUCGUAAGGCCUACUUAUAAUCCUUGUUUCAUCCAUGAUUUCCAUCCAUUUGUUUUACUGUUAACUUUAGUCAAACUUUGUCUCGUUGUUUCUCUCUUUUCUGUUAAUUGGAUGAUUGCUGCGUUGUUGUUCUAUUUUUCAUGCUUUUUAAUAGGAUUUUAAUGUUCUGUAUUUGACUGUUGGGAUUCUUAUAUUCUGUAAAGCACUGCAGUGGUAGAUAAACCUUGAGUGUCUUUUGUAAUAAAUGAAAGUUGAUGGAUCCAUGACAAUGCACAAUACCUGUGUAAGAAAAUAGCCUACCGGAUUCAGUCAUAAUAAAUUUGCCAUUUGCAAGAAAACUUACAAUAAAUGGAUACAAACACUGGA
This is a messenger RNA of Labrus bergylta (ballan wrasse), 2024 nucleotides long. The record is from RefSeq and is a predicted model, not a curated record. NCBI's taxonomy places the organism in Eukaryota, Metazoa, Chordata, Actinopteri, Labriformes, Labridae.